CUUCUACCGGCUUCCGCCAUUAUUAAAUUCAGCUUUCACUCUGUUUCAUUUUCAUCACAUUUUAAAAAUCCCUGAGAGUCCAUGAUUCUGUCAUCCAUUACUGUUCUCACUGCUUGACGUUUAAUGCACCUCUGUUUCGGCCACUAUUUGUUGAAUUACAACUUCUAUUGCAUCGUAAUUCCUCAGAGAUUUGGUUCCCGAUUUCCAACAAUACGGUGACCAGAAGAGUUAAGAGUCAUGUCGGAGAACGGAGACGGGCUGGAUUACCUCCGAAUUCCGUUCGAGAAGAUCAAGUUUGGUAAGAAGCUCGAGGGUCACGGCUAUGGAAGUGUGUUCGAAGGAGAAUUUGGAGAUCGACGAGUAGCGUUGAAGCAGUUGAACAUCACGAACCUCGGUAACGUUAAACCGAAGCUAUUAGGUGAGAUUUUAACGAUUUCUCAAUUCCGGAAACAUCCAAAUCUCGUUGCUCUUCUCGGUUUCUGUGACGAAAGGAGCAAUGAGAUAAUUCUCGUUUACGAGUAUGUCGCAAAUGGAAAUCUAGCUGAUACGAUGAGAAAACGUCUGAAUACGAUCCAGCGCUUCGAGAUCUGUCUCGGUGCUGCUCGUGGACUGGAUUAUUUGCAUACCGGCGUAAACUCCACCACACCUGGAAUCGUUCAUGGUCAUGUUAAGCUUUCGAAAAUCCUGUUGAAUUCUGAUUCAAAUUCAUCAAAAUUUGAAGCAAAGGUUUCGAGUUUUGGAUUAUCCAAAAUCGUGCCUGGAAAAGCUCAGAAGGAUCCGGAGGAUGAAGUCAACGAGAAGCCGACGAAGGAAUCUGACGUCUACUCUUUCGGCGUGCUGUUGCUUGAAGUGCUGUGUGGUGUAUCGGAAUUGGUGGAUACCGAUGAUUAUCAGGAACGCCAUGUCUCCGAAUUGGUCCCGAAGAGACUUGAACAAGAUAAAUUACGCAAAAUCGUGCACUUCGAUAUCAGAAGAGAAAUCAAAACGGAGGCAUUGGAAACUUACGCGAAAAUCGCGUGCCAGUGUGUAUUGGAAAACCCUGAAACACGUCCUACCAUGACUCGGGUUGUCGAAGAACUCGAAAAAGCAUUGAGAUUACAGGGAGGAGAGGUCACCUAUGUUCAAAUUCUUGGUAGCGAAAACAUCAACGACCUAGCAGAUGAAACAGUCGUAGAUGAUGGUCAGAAAGAAGAUGGCGAUGAUGAGAAGGUGGAUUCAAAAACACUUGACGAAGAACCCCAGGAGGCGGAGAUUGUGGCGGUUGUAGGAGAUGCUAAGGAGGUGAUCCCCGAUGUCGCCGGAGAAGAUAAAGCGGAUGAGAUUAGCAAAGUUGACAAAUCUUCAGAAUCUACCAAUGAGAAGAAUUCAGACGACGAUAUUACUGUGCAAGAGCGGAGCUUCGAUGCUUCACUUCUAAAUGGCGUCAAUGGUGAGAGUUUAACCGACAAUACUCAUAUCGAAGACGCUGAAAAGGAGAGUAGCAACACUGUGAUAACGAACACCAAUGAUGGAGAAACCACAGAAGAAAUUACCGACGAUUUAAGCUCCAAAGAGGAAUCAAACAUCACUGAAGACGAUAACCAAAACUUAGUCCAAAUUGGAGACGAUCAAGAGGAGAUUACCAACACUGCGAUUGCGAGCAUCAAUAUGCCAGAAACCGCAGAAGAAAUCACAGACGAUUUAAACUCCAAAGAGAUAUCGAACAUCACCACAGAAAUCGAAGAUGAUUAACCAAAGCAAAACUCAAAUUGAUAAUGCUCCAGAAACCACAGAAGAAAUCACAAACGAUUCCAAGUCUGAAGAGGAAUCGAACUCUGGAAUUCCGGAAUCAGACAAUAGGUCAGGGAACGAGGUUGGAGACGGGCUGGAUGAUUUUCGAAUUCCCUUCCAGAAGAUCAAAUUUGGAAAGAGAAUCGACAUUGAUGGUUACGGAAGCAUGUUCGAAGGAGAAUAUGACAAUCAACAAGUCGCAUUAAAACAAUUAAACAUCACAAACCUCGGCAACAUUAAACCCAAGCUUCUAUCAGAAAUUCUAAACAUAGCUCGCUUCCAAAACCACCCAAAUCUCGUCGCGCUUAUCGGCUUUUGCGACGAAAAAAACAACGAAAUUACAAUCGUUUACGAAUACAUCUCCGGUGGGAAUCUAGCGGAUAAUUUAAGUAAACAUCUCACUACGAUCCAGCGACUCGAGAUCUGCCUCGGUGCUGCUCGCGGAGUCGACUAUUUGCACAGCGGUCUAAACCCUACGCCUGGUAUAAUCCACGGUGACAUCAAACUUUCGAAAAUUUUGUUGAAAUUGGAUUCAAUUUCAUCAAAAUUCGUAGCUAAAGUUUCAAGUUUUGGGUUGUCGAAACUACUGCCUGGAAAAUCUCAGAGGAUUCUGGAUCCUGAAGGUAAGACGAAGGAAUCUGACGUGUAUUCAUUCGGUGUUAUAUUGCUUGAAGUUUUAUGCGGGGUGCCGGAGUUAGUGGAUACCGAUGAUUAUCAAGAACGACAUGUUACUCAAUUGGUUCCCAAGAGGCUCGAACAAAAUAUGUUACGCAAGAUUGUGCAUUUCGAUAUUAGGAAUGAAAUAAAAGCAGAAGCAUUGGAAACUUAUGCCAAAAUUGCAUGCCACUGCGUAGUAGAAAACCCUGAAGAACGACCAACCAUGGCUCAUGUUGUUGAAGAACUUGAAAAAGCGUUAAUAUUACAGGGUGGGGGAGUAACCGACAUUGAAGUUCUUGGUAGCAGCAAUGGCAAUGGUCUACAUGACGAAAAUGUUGAUGAAGAUGACAAUGGUGAGACGAUGGACUUGAAUACAGGGGUGGAAGAAUCCACGGUGAUUGAAGAGAGUGUUGAUGACGACGCUAUGGAAGUGGAGAGUUUUCCUGUUGAUGAUAUACCCGAGAUAACGCAUGUUGAAGAUGCUAAAAAUGAGAGUGAUGGACUCUUGGUUGAUUCUGAGAGCAUAGAAGAAACCAUAACUGAUGUACAAUCGAAUGAGGAAUCAAACAUCAUUUUGGAAAAUGAACUCGAAAACAAAAGCGAUAUACCACUCAUAUCUUCAGAAUCCAACAAAGGUGACAUCGAGAAAGCCGAAAAAGAAAAUGAAAACACACUUUCAACAAACACCAUUGAACACGAAAGCAAAGAAGAAGUAAUCAUAGAUGAUAAGAUCACACCCAUGGAGAUAGAAAAUGAAAACACACUUCCAACAAACACCAUUGAACACGAAACCAAAGAAGAAGAAAUCAUAGAUGAUAAUAUUACACCCAUGGAGAUUACCACGGAAGUGCAUAACUCAGAAGAAAAUGAUAAUAUCAAAAUUAAGUUACAUGGCACCAAGAAGGAACCCGAGCCUAUCAUCGCCACAAGAGAAAUAAAUUUCAAUGAUUUUGACACCAACUUAAUACCCAGCACAAAACCCCAAGAAUCUGAAACCAAGAGAAGCAGCAGUAGUAGUAGUAGUACAAGCUCCGAGUCUAGCAAUGGCGAAGGCAACGCUCCCUCGGAUUCUUUACUGCAAAAAGGUUCCCCCAACGGUAACACCACGAAGAAAACGUCAUAUGGCUCAAGAAACUGUUGUUCCUGCUCAUGGUGGAACCUCAUCUCCAACAGUCUUACUAUGUUACAGAGUUGCUUCGUGCGGAGGUCAAUUUUGGAAUAAAUCAAAAUCAUGUUGUGCGUGUAUUGGAGGGCAAUUUUCUAGCAAACAUGACUAAGAACAUUGUGCUCCUUGUAUCUUCUGUACAAGAUGGAUCAUUGUUGUUUUUACUGUUCUCUUAUAUGUUUUGAAAUUGAGAGAGAAAUAUACCUAUGAUUGUUUUAUCAUUUGUACACUAUUGAUUGGUGUGUGUACAGUUUAAGUUGUUCUGAACAUGAGAGAGUAAUAUAUCCACGGAUCUUUUAUUAUUUGUACACAUUGAC
Molecule: messenger RNA, 3909 nt
Organism: Lactuca virosa
Lineage: Eukaryota; Viridiplantae; Streptophyta; Magnoliopsida; Asterales; Asteraceae
Source: the annotation of a GenBank genome assembly